AUGGUUGACCUUUCAGGCUUUUUUACUGAGCUGCCACCACCUCGCGCUUCAGUAUCUUCUUCCAGCGACAGACCAUUGUAUCUGUCGACCCAGGCCUUCUGGCUGGCCUUGUAUUUCUGUUUUAAUCUCGGCUUGACGCUGUACAACAAGGGUGUACUUUUGCGCUUUCCGUUCCCUUAUACCCUCACUGCCAUUCAUGCACUCUUUGGAACGAUAGGAGGUGCAUUACUCCUUCAUAACGGAUCCUUCUCUCCCAUCAAAUUGGAUCCUCAGGAGACCAUCGUUAUCGUCGCUUUCUCUGUACUUUAUUCCGUCAAUAUUGUUGUCAGUAACUUGUCCCUGCAGCUUGUCACCAUUCCUUUUCAUCAGGUCAUUCGCGCCGCGACACCCAUAUUCACCAUCCUUUUCUCCGCCUUACUCUAUGGGAAGCAGAGCAGCUAUGCCAAGCGAGUAUCUCUCAUACCAGUGGUCAUAGGCGUCGGUUUUGCGACAUACGGAGACUAUUAUUGCACCUUGUGGGGAUUUAUUCUAACACUCCUUGGCACUGUCUUGGCCUCUCUCAAGACUAUAUUUACCAACGUUCUCCAGGCCCCGAGAUCGCGACAUCCAUCACCAUCCCAAAUUCCUUUAUCUAUCAUCCAUUCUAUCCGGCGACCUCAACUACAUUCCCUCGCACUGCUACACGUUCUUUCACCUUUAGCUUUCAUUCAGUGUGUACUCUUGGCACAUUUUACUGGAGAACUUGCAAAUGUCCGUCACUAUGCCUCAAAAGAAAUGUCAUUUUCCGAAGCUUGCGCCCUUGCGCUUAACGGCUGCAUCGCGCUUGGUUUAAAUAUCGUUAGUUUUACUGCUAACCGAAAAGUGGGUGCACUUGGUAUGACUGUUGCAGCCAAUGUCAAGCAGGUCUUGACAGUUUUAUCAGCUGUCUUGAUGUUUGAUUUGACCAUAAGUACGGCAAAUGGCAUAGGUAUAGUUCUGACGCUGAUUGGAGGAGCGUGGUAUGCUCAAGUUGAAUUUAUGGAACGAAAGAGAGGGUCAACUGGACAGCCAAACAUAUGA
Messenger RNA from Guyanagaster necrorhizus, 1059 nucleotides. Its product is annotated as TPT-domain-containing protein. Bases 1 to 1059 code for a protein of 352 amino acids. The transcript is spliced from 4 exons. The record is from RefSeq and is a predicted model, not a curated record. Lineage: Eukaryota; Fungi; Basidiomycota; Agaricomycetes; Agaricales; Physalacriaceae.